Molecule: messenger RNA, 4624 nt
Organism: Epinephelus fuscoguttatus (brown-marbled grouper)
Lineage: Eukaryota; Metazoa; Chordata; Actinopteri; Perciformes; Serranidae
Product: low density lipoprotein receptor adapter protein 1
Source: RefSeq, a predicted model, not a curated record
AUGUGCGUGCCCUCAGCUGCUCAUCAGUCUCUGUGAGAGGAGAGGAAUAUUCAGAGCGGUAUUCAGGGUGGGAACUUAUAUCAGUGGGCUCCCUCUUCGUCUUCUCCCUGUUUGGCGCAUCCUCCGCCGUCGAGCCCAGCCUGCUGUAUUUACCUCCCUGUGGUCCUGAGUCUGGGGAAUCCACCUGCCGGAGAGGAGCAGACACACCUCGGGAUGGAUGCGCUGAAAUCCGCCGGCAGAGCGAUUAUCAAGAGCCCCGGAGUUCCGCGGCACACAUGGGGAACUUCAAAGCACGAAAAGCUGCCAGAGAACUGGACGGACACCAAGGAGACUCUGCUGGAGGGGAUGGUGUUCAAUGUGAAGUACCUGGGAAUGACUCUGGUGGGCCAGCCCAAAGGAGAGGACAUGGCCUCAGCUGCCAUCCGCAGAAUUGUUGCCACGGCCAGAGCCAGUGCUAAGAAGUUUCGGAAAGUAACGCUGACAGUCUCACCAAAAGGCAUCAUUAUGACAGACACAGAGACUACAGACCUCAUAGAGAAUGUCUCCAUAUACAGAAUCUCUUACUGCACAGCAGAUAAAACUCAGGAUAAGGUCUUUGCAUAUGUCUCCCAAAGUCAGUUCAACGAGACCCUGGAGUGUCACGCAUUUCUCUGCCAAAAGAAGAAGAUUGCUCAGGCUGUGACAUUAACGGUAGCCCAGGCCUUUAAAGUAGCCCUGGAUCUUUGGGAGAUUGCUCAGGAAGACAAAAGCAAGAAGGCCAGGACCUGCUGUUCUUGUGCAGCAAGCAAAGGGCAGACAGAGACAACAGAGACUCAGUGUGUUCCAGCAGAUCCAGAGGCACACAAGCCUGGUGGGAUGGAGGAGAAGCUCCGGAGGCCCUUCUUCUCUGCCUCGCUCAGCUCGCCCUCACCUCGCAGUAACCCUACUCGGAGGCGACCGAUCAAACACGACUCUUGGGACGUGGAGGAUGGACUCGAUGAUGCGUUCUCAAGACUGGCCGAGUCCUGCCCCGAACCCGUCUCUGACAAUGCAGCUCUGAGUCUGUGGGACACGUCCACCGAGAAUCUAUUGUGUGUCUGCAACAAUGAGUUUGAAUAACAGACGCCGGCAAUAGCUGCCCAACUUAUAACACUGCAGAAAUUAGACAGAAAUCACACCAGAGGCCCCAAGACCAACAACAAACACAAAACAGCAUACAUCACACAACAGAUAGCAUAACAUAUCACGCUUCCUGGUGCACAACGUGAAUCCGAGAGGCUCUGUUUGAUUUUCUGUGGCUGCUGCGGAGAAACCAGAAUGGAUACCCUGAUAUUAUAAACUGCAAUUUCUGUGAAUGCCUGCCAGUCAACACACACUCCACUCAGUGUAAACAGCCAUCAUCAGCCAACUCUCACAAACUGCCAGAUGAAAGACGGUGUACACAGUGUGCAACACGGCACCACAAGACAAGCAAGGCUUACAUAUUUCUACUUGAAGAAAUUCCCAGAGGAGAUCAUAGGAUGAAUACCAAGUGGAGUCUAACUUUUUGGAUCUAAAUUUGUAAAAAAUACUUUCACACGUGGAUUCCCAUUGAAAAUUGUGAUGAGGAUUUUCUCAGCAUCGAGAAGCCCAGACAUGUGUGUACAUAAGGCUGUCAUCUCUCUCUGAAAAUGGGAAAGCUCUCUGAUGUUGUCAUUUGUUUGACGGAGUAGCAGCUGCCGGUGUCAGCAGUUACUGGAGGAAGUCCAGCGUUGGAGGUCAUUGGCAAAGCUGGUACAAAUCUUCAGACAUAAAAUAUGGUUCAAUUUGUGGUGCUGAGUUCAGUUCUUUGAAGAAUGAAACAGCAUGUAAAUUGAGUAAUUAGUCAGACAUAAGCCCCGUUUCCACCCAGCAUUACAUUACUGUGAGCAUUUUUUCUGUUUCCACUGUGAAAAGUUGUGGAUGGUACCAAUGGAACUGUUCCGUACCGUCCCCAUUUCUGGUCCCCCCUCUGUUGGGAUACCUAGCACACAGAUCUGGUAUUAAAAGGUGGAGCUGUGAACACUGCAGUCUGUUGAUUGGUCAGUAGCGGACGGUCACUCUGCUCAGGGCUGAGUUGUGGCUGAUUUUGUAACCACUCUUGAUACCGUCGCAAGUUUCACAUUAGUAAACUGUAACUAUAAAAUGAAAAGAUGUUUUGCUGCCUCUUGCAGCAGCUGUAAAAAAAGAAAAAAAUUAAAUUCAGUGGGCCGACUGCCGGCGACUUUUAAGGUGGAACAUUUACUUGUAAUGUUACUGAUGCAUGAGUUGACGAUCUGAAUCUAUCAGGGCACCUUAAAUUUCAAUAUGAAAACUUUGACCAUCACUUUAGUUGUUUUUUUUGUCUCUCUUGGAUGACUUUUAGUAAUGAGUAGAUCUUCAAAUGUUAUAUAAUAUCUUCAAAAAAUAUAUAAAUGUCGACCGGAUUAUGUGAACUGCAUAUAUUCUAAUCCUCACUUGGAGAAAAAAAAGCAUUGCAGAGCGUUGUUUCUGCAGGCUCCAGCCAAAUAUCCCAUUGAGAGAGACUCUCAAUGCAGCUUGUUCAGUUUUGUUCUGAAAAUGUUGGCGUGCAGCCUCAUUCUGUGGACGAUAAACGAGGUGCAGACUUCCCUCUGUGUUAGGAAAUACAGUGAGUGCUGGACGGAGCAGAGUGACAACAACCCCGCCCACAUUUAAGGGUGCUGUUUGCAGUGGAAACUCAAGGGUCUAGGUACCAUGUCUGAAGGGUUACUUUUGGUUCCAAAGGUACCAUACCGAGAGUGUUUGGUGGAAACGGGGCUUAACUGUACCCAUGUGUCAUGUUUUUAUUGACUGCAACAUACAUGUGUUGUGAAAAAGGCCAUUGUGUUAAUUAAGGAAAUGUUUCUGAGAGAAGCAAACACACAACAUUCACAGAGUGGUAUGGUGUAUACAUUUUAUUACCAACUUAAUGCCCAACAUAAGGACUGCUUACUAUGUGUAUCCAAGAUUUAAAAGAACAUCUCUUGGCCUUCUUCAGCAGAUGGAUUUGCUCAGUUAACACGGAUAUGGUUUAGUUUGUUAUAUAACAUGUGGGGGUGGCAUCAAAUUAUAAAAAUGUUGUCUUAUCAAGUCAAGGCAAUUUUAUGUGUACAGCUCAAUAUCACAAGUCACAAAUUUGCCUCAAGAGGCUUCACAAUCUGUAUGACAUACAACACCCUCUCUCCUUACACACUUGAUUCAAAUGAAUAAAUAAAACUCUGCCAAAGAAAAUGGAAGAAACCUUUUUGAAUAAAGUAUCAGAAGACUGAAUUUAAUUUUCGUUUAUCCAUUUUCUAACCACUGUCACCAUGUGAAAGAAAUUCCAAAGUUAACCAUCGUCAUGACAACUGAGCGAUCUGUUGAGAAAGGCUUUGAGAUGUUGCGAACAGGUUUGGAAGGUCAAGAAUGAAUUUUCAAAUUUAGCUUUGUUCAACAAUGUCAGACAUUUCCAGUCUUAUUAUAGAGGUGAAGGAAUGCAUUCAGAAAACUAGUGCUUAGGUGCCACCAGCAGUGCACCUCACAAACACUUUGACAUUUAAAGGGGUGCUCCAGUGUUGUAGUAUUGCACUUUUAUAACGCUGGGAAGUUAUCAAAAUUGAAGUAGCAGAGGCAAAAAUAUCCUCACUUGUACUUUCUAGUGUUUACACACUGAGUCCGUUCUUUUCAGAUGCAUUGUUUAAUCCAUCAUCCUUCCUCCACAUUCUGUGUGGAGUCCACAUCCUCCUCCUCUUCUUCACCAUCCACCUGAAUAUUGCUAUCUGACCUGUUGAAAGUGAGCUAUCUGAGUUCUGAAAUGACUCUGUGCACCCCGUUCCUCUGUGUCUUGUCACGGCUGUGUCCUGCCUCCACAUUUUCUUCACUGAUUAUCAGUCAAAUGUGAAAAGGCUUCUGAUGGAUGCGAAAAACACAGAAAAUCGAACAUGUUAUAAAACUUUUUAAUGACGGACGAAAGUUUCAGACUCAGUGUGCAAAUAGGAUUGACACAACGAGAGGUCGUAUUUAAUUUUAGACGUGUCGGACUAGAACAACGGACUGAGUAUGCAAAGUCCAGGAACCAGACAAUUCUAAAUCUGCGAGCUCAUGUUGUCCACUCAAAUCGGCCUGCUUUGGGCCAAACAAAGCAGGGUGCUUGAACACCCUGGUACUGGGGACAUGACAGCGAGCACAUUCCUAGUUUAGUAAAGAGGAGCUCCUUUGAGGCAACUUUGAAAACAAUCAAGACGGGGUGCAGCUUUCUGUUGCAGUACUGUUUUCAAAUUCUGAUGGCACAAACAGCAACGCUUGUUCACAGACAUAUUGAUGCCAUCACAGCUCAUCUCUGCACGCUGUAGUCUGUUUACAUGUAUCUCUCCCUCAGCGCUGUCCCUUAAGUUUCAGUGCUCUGUGUCUCAAAUCGAGUACUUCUGUACUUACACUUAAUAUGUUGAGUGCAUAAGUGCGCUCACACUGAGGAGUAUGGAAAAAUGCAGUGCACUAUGAGUGCCCGGAUGGUGCCCUCAAAACGGUCAAGAAAUUGAGUGUGGAACUGUGGACACUUCUUGCCCUCAAUGGUCGCCAUCUUGGCUAUGUAGUGGAAGGGGAGCAACUACUUUUCAAACUGGAAAUGGCGGCCGAGGACUGUGUGACC